AUGGUCGGGGCGGGCGCGUCCUUCGCACUUGUCAACGGUGCCCUUCAGGCAUCGACGAUGCAACUCGGGGUGUCAUCGACUUCCGCAGCUUUCUGGCAAUAUGCAAUCGGCCUGGCCGUGGCGUUGCCCUGGGUUUUGCGUCGCGGUGUUUCCGCCUUGAAAACACAACAAAUCGGCUGGCAUCUGUUCCGCGGUUUUCUCGCGGUGAUCGGAAUCCAGUUGUGGGUCGCCGGCCUUGCACGCGUUGAGAUCUGGCAGGCCAUUGCACUCGUCAUGACAUCCCCUUUCUUCGUCAUCAUUGGCGCGAAACUGUUCUUUCAAGAGCGCGUUGGACCGGUUCGCUGGCUUGCAACAAUCGCCGGCUUCGGUGGAGGAAUGGUAAUUCUCGAACCGUGGACCGAAACAUUCAACUGGGGCGCGUUGCUACCGCUCGGAGCCGCAGCGUUUUGGGCCGGAACAUCUCUCGUGACAAAGAAACUUACGGCAAGUGAGAAUGCGGAUUCGAUAACGGUCUAUCUGCUUCUUCUUCUAACGCCGGUAAACGCGCUCCUGGCAUUGGGCGAAGGGGGCCUUGUGCCACCGGGAGCAGCGCUGUGGCUGUUGGUCGGCGCCGGUAUCCUGACGGUUCUGGCAAACUACCUUUUGACACUGGCCUACCAGAGUGCGGACGCAGCGUUUGUACAGCCUUUCGAUCAUCUGAAGUUGCCGUUGAAUAUCGCUGUCGGUUUCCUUGCGUUCGGUUUUGCUCCCACGGGUACCUUUUGGCCGGGAGCGCUUGUGAUCGUCGGCGCGUCGCUGCUGGUCAUGCUGGACGAAAAAAAGCGAACGACCUCCGAGUUUGCUGCACAUGGCAAGCCUUGA
Effrenium voratum is the source of this 861-nucleotide messenger RNA. The record is from the annotation of a GenBank genome assembly. Lineage: Eukaryota; Dinophyceae; Suessiales; Symbiodiniaceae.